Besnoitia besnoiti is the source of this 882-nucleotide messenger RNA. Its product is annotated as histone deacetylase SIR2. The record is from RefSeq and is a predicted model, not a curated record. The coding region runs from base 1 to 882 and encodes 293 amino acids. The transcript has 7 exons. NCBI's taxonomy places the organism in Eukaryota, Apicomplexa, Conoidasida, Eucoccidiorida, Sarcocystidae. Gene Ontology annotation, molecular function: NAD+ binding.
AUGUCGGAUGAAGACGCGGGAGGCGGCGUGUAUGCUGAGGGAGACGACAUGGGGCAGACGCUGACUUACUUUAAGAAGAAGGACACGGCGUUUGUCUCUUUCGAGGACCUCGCCGAUGACAUACGGCGCGCAAAAUAUGUCGUGGCGCUCACUGGCGCAGGUGCCUCUGCGGAGAGCGGCAUCCCUACAUUUCGCGAUCCUUCUGACGGUUUGUGGAAGAAGUACGACCCUGCGGUGUACGCGACCAUUUGGGGCUUCUGGAGACAUCCGGAGAAGAUUUGGGAGCUUCUGCACGAUUUCAUGCUGACAAACGACCCCCAGCCCAACCGUGCCCAUGUCGCGCUCACAGAUCUGCAAAAACUGGGCUACCUGAAAGCCAUCGUCACGCAGAACGUUGACAAUCUGCACCAAGAUUCUGGAUCCACAAACGUCAUCGAGUACCACGGCAGUCUCCUCUCGGCGACAUGCACACGUUGCAAAAAGAAGCUGCCUCUUUGCAAGUCGAUGCUCCAGGAUGAAAGCUUCAUGAAGGUCCUGCCCCCAAAGUGCUCAUGCGGAGGCAUUUUCAAGCCCGACGCCAUUCUGUUUGGAGAAGGCAUCCCCAGUCAGGCCGUGCGCGACGCGAAUCGAGAGGUUGACAAAUGCGAUCUUCUUCUCGUUGUGGGCACGAGUGCCUCUGUAAGCCCGGCCUCGGAUCUGCCGUACCGCGCCAUGCGUGGAGGCGCCAAAGUCGUCGAGGUCAACUUGGAGACAACCGGACUCACAAACCGCAUCAGCGACAAGUUUAUUCGCGGCCCGGCAAGCCAGUUGAGUCGAACUGUAGCGGCUCUGAACGAAGGUCGAAGCACGGUCACUCGAAGCUUCAAGCAGUCAAGCAUCUAG